UUACACUCAAGUCUCAACUGUUGCCUGACUCCAACUUUCACGGUGGAUACCGUACUUACACCAAAUGUUUUCUUCAGUUUGGAUGUCAAUUUAAUGAGUUUGAUAAAUCAGCAGCAAUGAUUUUGAAUCUUAACAAGUCUUAAAGAGGCAAAGCCUGGUUAUCGAACAUUGUACAAUGUACUGUGAAAUAAAGUUUUGUCAUAUCACAGAAUUGAGAAUGGAAACAGGGAAUGUGUCAAAGAGACAAGCCCUUGAAGGGCCUUAGCGUUUAAAAUAUUUUUACAGAAAACUAAAAGAUGGAACCUUGUGAGGAGGACUAUACCAGUAUGGCUGCCAGAAGUUUGUUAACCUUGAAUACUAGUACCAGUAAAGGUACACAGGAGAAGACCAGCAAAGAUACACAGGACAAGAAUACCUUACCAGAAAGACCUUCUCAAAAUGCUCAGAUUUACAUUACAUCUCAGAAUGUUAGUCAGAGCGUUCGAGAGAAUGUGAUUGCAGUUCGUAUUGAUCGAUCAGAUGGUAAUCCAAAUGUUCAGAUAAUGAAGUCGGGUCAAAAGGUCACUGAACCUUCAAACAAACCCCAGCCUAAUGUGGAGAUAAUGGAGUUAGGUCAAGAGGUCGCUGAACCUUCAAACAAACCCCAGCCAAAUCUCCAGAUAAUGAAGUCAGAUCAAGAGGUGGCUGGCCGGUCAAACAGACAUAAGCAACAAGUUAUUCCUUCUACAGAAGAGGGGCUUUCUAAACCUAAGAUGAAAAUAGUGGAUUCUUCAGAACACUGCAGUACAAACGAAAAGGAGAUUUUUAGUUCAGUGACAGCAGUUUUUAAAAGAAAACCAAACAUUGGUACAGAGAAAUAUUUAUCUUUAUGUAAAACAUCAAAUGUUAUAGCAGAAUGUCAAAAUGAUGAGAUUAGUGUAACUGGUUCCCUGAAAGGCAUCAAUACAAUGCACAAUCUGUUAAAGGUUCUACACUGUAAUACGAGUACUAUAAAUGGGGAACCUAAUUCUGCAGGUGUUUUAUAUAUAUUUGAGGAUCAGAGUAAACCUUCAGAAGAUAAAAGUUCAACAAUGGACCAUCAAGAUGACAUUUUAGAGCAGCCAAUAAAAGAGGAGGAUGUCAAUGUCAUCAAAGGAUCAGUAUCAAUCAGAUGUUUGGAUUGUAACGAAACCUUUGCAACUCACGAAGAACUUAUAGAACAUUGCAAACGGACACAUAGAAAACAUCCAAGUCCCAAAAUGUUGAAACUGUCAAGUUUUAAAUGUUCUUUCUGCACAAGGGUUUUUCAGAACAGUAAGUUUCUAAAUCAACAUGUGGAAGAAUGCCAUGGUCCAAAUGAAUGUUAUAUAUGUGGGAAGGAGUUUGCACUGAAACGUUACCUUAGUAUGCACAUCAAAAGACAUUCAGACGGAAAUAAAAAGCAUUCCUGUGAAAUAUGUGGAUGGAAAUUUUUAGAACGUUAUAAGUUAAAAUUACACAUGGAGUCACACAAACCAAAAUCAGAGAAAAAUCUCCCCCAUUCCUGUCAUAUAUGUAAAAAACAGUUUUAUAACAAGGCUACGUUAGAUGAUCAUGUAAACACACAUACAGGAAAUAGACCUUUUAAAUGUGAUAUUUGUUGUUGUUCGUUUGCUCACCGUAUUGGACUUAAGCGACAUCUCAUCACACAUGAACCAGUCAAACCUUUUAAAUGUGGAGUUUGUCAAAAGGAGUUUUCAUUCAGAGCCAAAUUAGAUGAACAUUUUAUCACUCAUACAGGAGAAGGGAAAUAUGUAUGUAACAGUUGUGGUAAAAUCUUUACCACUAAAUCAUCUCUCAAACGUCACUCCGACAACUGUUCUAAUAAAACAUUAUCCAACAUUAUAUCAACAUCGGGAAAUAGUGCUGACCCUGUUACAACUGAGACUAAUAGUUCCGAAGCUGUUUUCAUGUGUGGAAUUUGUUCUCUAGUUUUUGAUACUUUGGAAAAAGCAAGUGUACAUGCAGCUUCUCAUGAAACAUAA
Molecule: messenger RNA, 2003 nt
Organism: Mytilus californianus (California mussel)
Lineage: Eukaryota; Metazoa; Mollusca; Bivalvia; Mytilida; Mytilidae
Product: zinc finger protein Xfin-like
Exons: 6
Coding region: 297-2003 (568 amino acids)
Biological process (GO): regulation of transcription by RNA polymerase II
Cellular component (GO): nucleus
Molecular function (GO): RNA polymerase II cis-regulatory region sequence-specific DNA binding; DNA-binding transcription factor activity, RNA polymerase II-specific
Source: RefSeq, a predicted model, not a curated record